GACACCGAAGAGCGAGCAAGAGAGAGAGAGAGAGCGAGAGAGAGAGAGAGAGAGAGACCCAACCAUAAGGAGAAAGGGGGAAAUGAGAUGACAACAGAAUGCAGGCUGUGAUACAUAACAGAGCAUGAUGUUUAGAAUCAAAGGAAAAGGAGAAAUAAAUCUGGAUUUCUCACCGGCAAGGGAGCAAGAAUAAAAGCAUCAGUAUCGCUAAACCACUUAAGGACGUGGAUUAAAAAAGAGAGAGGGAAAGGGAAAGGAGAGGAGGAAAAUAAUCAGAUCACUUGUUUAUUUUCAUGGUCCGUGUGCGCACUUGCUGUCGGUGAGAGUGUGCAUAUGUGUGUGCGCAUAUGGGAAGAGACUGCAUUGCUGUUCACUAGCAGAGGCAUCAGGAGAGAACAAAGCUGAAUCCCUCUUUUUUCUUUCUCUCUCUCUAUUUCUGUGUUGCACUGUGUGGCAGGAGCAUGUUGGGUGGGUUGAGUACAAACGACAAGCUGAGCUAGCCAAAAGAGAUGGACCUGUAACGCUGUAGAUGCUGUUGGAUCUGGCCAGUGGCUGUGUGGGAUCCCAGGUUUCUAGGUGGAGCCUGGUGGUCUUCAGCUGCUAGGGAGAGUUAAAGCUAAAAGCCCCAGAGAGGAGGAGGCACAAGUAUCUGGGAGUGUGCCGGCAGUGGGGCCCUGCGUGGAGGGUGGGGGCCUGAACCUAAACCCCAAAGAAAAGGAGUUUGCUGCGUUUGUGUUGGCAGGGAGGACGCAUGGCUGGCGUGGGCCUUCCCCCUUCUGUGAGCUGCAGCUGUAGGAGAUUGGACCGGGAGUGAAAGUGAACCAAACCUCCAGGAUAAUGGUUUGAAGAGGUUCCCGCUGCUCCUCCCUGGCCUGACAGGAGGGACCCUACACUCUGGGGGUCUAUUUUGCUUUUUCCUCUUUUUAUUUUUCUCUUUAAGUCAACCCGGGGGAUUUGUUUGGGUGUCGUCCUCCCCCCCACACCUCAUCAUCAUCACUAACCCCACCUCCAUCUCUGUUUUUAGUUUGUUUUCUUUUUUUGAGAUUUGGGGGAUUUGCCAAAACCUAUUUCAUGCAUGUCCACUGGGGGCAGGUUCAACUUUGAUGAUGGGGGGUCAUACUGUGGGGGGUGGGAGGAAGGCAAAGCCCACGGCCAUGGCAUCUGUACUGGGCCGAAGGGCCAAGGCGAGUACUCAGGGUCCUGGAGCCAUGGCUUUGAGGUGGUGGGGGUGUACACAUGGCCCAGUGGGAACACCUACCAGGGCACCUGGGCGCAGGGCAAGCGCCAUGGGAUUGGAAUGGAGAACAAGGGCAAGUGGGUGUAUAAGGGGGAGUGGACAAGUGGAUUUAAGGGACGCUACGGCCUCAGGGAGAGCACCGGCACCAGCGGGAAGUACGAGGGAACCUGGAACAACGGUCUUCAGGACGGAUACGGCACUGAGACCUACUCUGAUGGAGGUACGUACCAAGGCCAGUGGGUGGGGGGGAUGCGGCAUGGAUACGGCAUGCGGCAGAGUGUGCCAUACGGCAUGGCAGCCGUCAUCCGCUCUCCGCUGCGUACCUCCAUAAACUCCUUGCGCUCGGAGCACAGUAACGGGACGGCUCUGCUCGCGGACCGGGCCGGCGUGGGGAAUGUGGGCGGGACAGGCUCCACCAGCAGUCCGGCAGUGUCGCGGGGGGGCUUCGUGCUCACUGCUCACAGCGAGGCAGAGCUGCUGAAGGGCAAGAAAAAGGGUCUGUUCCGAGGUCGCUCCAUCCUCAGCGGACUCAAACUGAGGAAGUCAGAGUCCAAGAGCUCCCUGGCCAGCCAGCGCUCAAAGCAGAGCUCGUUCCGCAGUGAGGCGGGUAUGAGCACGGUCAGCUCGGUCAACUCUGACAUCAACUCCACCAUCAGCCUGGGAGAGGGCGAAGCCGAGCUGGCCGUCGCUGAGGACGACGUGGACGCCACGGCAACGGAGACCUACUGCGGCGAGUGGAAGAACGACAAGCGCACGGGCUGUGGGGUGAGCCGGCGCUCGGACGGCCUGCACUAUGAGGGUGAGUGGGUGGGAAACAAGCGGCACGGGUACGGCUGCACCACCUUCCCUGACGGGACCAAGGAGGAGGGCAAGUACAAGCAGAACGUCCUGGUGAGCGGCAAAAGGAAGAACCUAAUCCCCCUCCGAGCCAGUAAGAUCAGAGAGAAGGUGGACCGGGCUGUGGACACGGCCGAAAAGGCUGCGGACAUCGCCAAUCAGAAGGCUGAGAUCGCCAUGUCCAGGACGGCCCAUGCACGGGGGAAGGCGGAGGCGGCCAUGGGAGCCAGCCAGAAGGCCCAGGAGGAGUGUCGCCUCGCCAGGGUCACCGCCAAAGGGUUCUCCCCCUCCUUCCAGCACCGCGAAAACGGAGUAGAGGUCCAAAGGCCAAAGCAUCAGAACUCCAGUGAGAACGACAUUGAGGUGAUCUCCAGUGGCACGGGGCCAGACAGUCCUGAACUCUACAUAAAGGGCACCACACCCCCCAACUUGACCCCUGACCUUAGUCCUGAGGCCAGCCACCCCUCCUCGCCCCCAUGCAGCCCCACCACCUCCAAGCCAUACCGCACCAAGAACGCACGCUUCCUGCGGCAGAGUGCUGUGGACGACGCUGGGGGUGGUGGCGGUGGGGGAGGGGGCGGUGGGGGUGGGAGAGGGGGCAGUGGUGGCCAGGAGAUCCAGGUGCUGAUGGAGGGCCGUGGAGGAGGGGAGUACCUAAGGGCCAACAGCUGGAGCGAGGACAGACGCUCUUCUAAAGAGGGCAGCAGGGGGGGCAGCAGGGGCAGCAGUCGCUCCACCACCCCCUCUGUCCAGGACGAGGCCAGGGGCCGCACCAACGGCCACGGCCAUAAGCACGCCUCCUCCAAUCACAAGUCUCGAGAGCAUGGCUCGUCCAAUCACAAGGCCUCCAGGGACCGAUGGUCGGACUGCCCGUCGGCAUCGUGGAGGUCCCAGCGGACGCACAGCGGUGACACACGGCUGCUGGAGCAGGAUGAGGAGAAGCUGAGCAACUACGAGAUGGAGAUGAGGCCGCUGCAGCCCAUGGACUCCAACUCCCAGAAGCCCUAUGGGUUGGGAGAGGAGCACCAUGGUCACAGUGGCGAGGCCCGCUCCCACACGCUGCAGAGACAGCGGCCUUCUAAGACCCGGGAGGCCAGGGAGGGCAGGGAAAGGGAGGCAGCACGGCCGUCAGGAGCGCGGGAGAGCAAAGAGAGAAAGGAGGGACCGGCUCCAGACUCAUUGCAAAAGCUGGACAGUCUGAGCAAGGGGGACAAGUUGGAGGCUCGGCCUCUGCGCAGGGAUCUCACCCUCUCCCCCCCACAGAAAUCCUCACCCAUUGCACUAGAACACGACGACGACAAGAAACUAACCCAGCUCAAAGCAAACUCGGGCUCCAGCUCAAUUCUGGUCAUCAUGGUGAUUUUGCUCAACAUUGGAGUUGCAAUUUUGUUUAUUCACUUUUUUAUUUAACAAUGGAUUGCCUAUUAAUUCCUAUUAUUAUCUAUGCUAUUAUUAUAACAUAUUAUGAGUAUUAUCAUGACUAUACAGCCCUUGGGCAUUUGACACUAUGUAAAGAGUACAGUAAGAGGAUUAACAAUAUGGGGAUAAAGCUGGUUCCCAAUGCCCAGAUGAAAGAUAAGCAGUGAUCUGCAAAAAAAAAAAAAAAAAAAAUGUAAUUCUUUCUCUCCCUGACAUUACCUGUUUUUCAUCUUAAAUCAAUGUUUAAAAAAGGUUUGUAACUUAUAAUUUAACUUAUUAAUUUGCUCACGUAUGAUAUAUUCAUUUAAAUUAUUUUUUAUUCCUUACUUGCCUUUUCUCUGUUAAUAUUGCUGAUGUUCUUUUGGUUUAGUUUGUUUGGAAUGGUAGACUCAGAUGAGCACUUCUUGUAUAAUGGUGUAUCGGGUCGAAUGAGACAGGAUAUAAUGUAUCUAGUCUGGUUAUGGCUGUGUCCACCUGACCUGGGUUCAAAAACUAUUUGACAUAAUUUAAAAUUCUUUAGCUGUGCUUGAUUGAGCUUGCCUCUGUUGCACUGGAAACAAUAGAAAAGUCUGAAAAGUGCAAAACCCUGCCUACCUGGUGGUUGAGGCAGGCUAAAGCAAAUGCUGAAAGUAUUUUAAAGAUUUCAAGUAGUAUUUGAACCCAGGUAUGUUGUCCACCCAGGUAAUACAAUGUUAAAGGGAUGGGAAAUGGACCCCUGUCCUACCCACUGCCCUCCAAACCCUCCCCCUUCUCUCCCUCCUGACACGUUGUUCCUCUUCCCAAUUAUUAAUUCAGUCUCUCAUCCCCCCUUCCCGGUAGUCCCCUCAUGACAUCAUACCGUAUCCUGUUACCCCCUUUAUUUGUUUCAUGUACCUCUCCUUUUAUUUAAUACUCCACCAUGCUCCCCUAUUCCUACAACCAGCCAUCUUAACCAAGACUUCCCCAAAUAGACCAGAGAAUGUCCAUGGCAAGCAGGUGUUUCAUGAAAAAUGAAACAACAUAUAUAUAGAUAUGAUUAAAUAAAAUAGGGCUACAAAAACACUUUUGCAACUACAGAUCCUAGUUAGCAACAGGACAUGUUUACAAUCUGAAAAACCGGGAUGACCAACACAAAAUUGCCUCUAACAACUAUAGCACCAUAAAACCUAUCUAUGUUAGAAAACUUGUUGCAAAUUUAGCAACUUGGGUUACCAAGAUUGAGCCAUGUGCAAAGAACUACUGUAUAUCAACUCUAAUCUGUCUGCAACUGGAGUAGGAAUAGUUUUGUCUGAAAGGGCUUCUAAUGUGAAAGAUUAUCUUUAUAGUCAACAUACAACAAAAUGAACAAAUUAUCUAAAGGAAAGAACUCUCAAACACACACACACACAUUGUACAAUACCAUGUACACAACAGGUACAAUACUCCCACACAUACAGUGGUAUGUGAAUGAUAAGCUAUAUUCAUAUAAAAUAUUGACAUUCCAAAAAACUUUCUCAAUGUGUCUCUGGCCUUUAACGCACAGGUUGAACUUUAUAUGAGGACUAGUGAAUAACAUUCUGUCAGUUCUCAUCUAUCUGCUCCUCUGUCCCCUACAGAGCCAUUCUUCUCUCUCUCUCUCACUCUCUCUCUCUCUCUCUCUCUACAGUAUCAUGUCUAAAGGUUUCUACCCAAACCUCACCCCACACACCUGGUCUGGUCUGGAGGCACUGGCUGGCCGUACUGUAAGAGGCCUAGUGCAAGUUCAGAGACUGUUAUGUUUAAAACUGCUGCUUUCAAAACAAAUGAUUUACCAAGACAGAAAAAAAAAAUUAUUUUUGAGCUAUUUGCAAGACUUCUGAAAAAACGCCUACUGCCUUGUUUUAUAAAGUUGAAAAAAAAAUAUCUAAAAUGCAUGCUCAUGUAUGUUUUAGUUUUGUAUAGAUACAUCUUUUUGGGGAAAAUAUAAAUGUCUCCUCUAGCCCUCUACUGCUAAUAUUCCAUCCUAUUUUCUUUGGAAGAUUUCGGCUUUUCUCCCCCUCCACCCAGAUUUCAUUGUUGCUAAAACACCAAGGAAAAUCUGAUAUAUUUAGAACAUUUAUUAAGAGGAACAUACUAGGGAAAAAACACUCUUUUCAUAAGGAAAUACAAGUUGGGGGCAUAAACUAGUAUUUCACUGCCUCUCAAACCUGAUUCUUCCUCGCUGUCACUGUCCUCCAGCUCACUGUCCUCACUAUCAGAGGGUGAUCCUAACUGCUCCAUUAGGAUCCUUUCGCCCAUAGAAUGUCGCUGUGUCCAUUGCAUGUGAAUGUCAUAUCCAUCAAAUGUCUUGAAAAGUAGCCUAACUGCACAACGUUGCCCUGAGGCAACAAAAAGAAAACUACAUUUGUUUUUUCAUAUAUAUAUAUAUAUAUAUAUAUAUAUAUAUAUAUAUAUAUAUAUAUAUGUUCAAAAAUCAAAUAUGCUUCUUUACAGGUUCCUACACAAUUAGAUAUUUUUUAUUGUCAAGUUAUCUCUAGUUAAACAUGCAAAAUAAUUAUACACUUCAGUCACACCACGUGCUCAGGUUGCUCUGCUUCCUGAAAGAAGGUCCCUCCCCCAGUUGAUACAUCAUACCAACUUCUGCACCUCAUUGGAUUGUUUACAAACAUGUCAUCACAUAUUAUCAUAAUAUUGGGAGGUUGAGGGGCAAAAAUAUUUUCUGUUGCCUAAGGGCAACGAUGUGCAGUAGAGGGCUAGUUUUGGAAGCAGUAUAAGAAGGGAGUGGUGGGGGGGGGGAGGCUGCAAAAAAAUAAAAGUGGUACUUUACAGGCUUUGCCAAGUUGCUCUUAGUCCUGAGCAAGCAGAACUUUUCCAGCUGUUGUCCAGUACUGUUCUGUGAAGCAGACUCUUCCAUAGGGUAGCCUGGGCUUGCGCUACAGUACAGUACAUUACAGUACAUUACAAGAUCCAGACACAGGCUACUAGUCUACUGCAACCCACUGCUUCUCCAAGACAAAGCCCACAUCUUAGACGCAAUGAAAACAAGAGAGAAAAAACAAACAGACAAACUAAAAGAAGUGUUUUGCUUUUUUUUGAUAUAUAUAGCUGGCUAACUAACUCAAAGACUCUGAGAUGUUUUUAUAGCAUGUCUGUAAGGGGCUAGUACUCCACCCUGAUUCUCCUGGUCCUCCUGUAAGUGAUCAUCCGGUCUGUGUGUGCUCGCUCUUCUCUUCCUCCUAUGCCUCUCCGUUUCUCUAUCCAGCAAAGUUAAACAGAGCUGCCAAUGUGAAGGAAUGAAAGUUGGGGCCAAACGUGUGGAGUUUUAUUUUUCAACAACGUUUGCUCCCCCAGUCUUGACUACAUGAGUUAGUAGGUACUGUUGGAAACUGGACUGAUACCGUUAGAGGGUUAAGGCAUAUUAUGGGAAAGGGUUUACUGAUUCAAAGAACAACUAUGGAAAAGUGUUCCAGUGGCUGUUGAUGAUACUGAGAGGUGCAGAGGUGACGACUGGCUGAUCUACCUGCUCCUGUGGUUUUUCUACCAUUUCGACUGGAAGUACCCAUCGCAUGCCAAAGCAUGCCCAGUUCUUUUCUUCUCC
Messenger RNA from Oncorhynchus kisutch (coho salmon), 7028 nucleotides. It is a transcript of the gene jph3b, whose product is annotated as junctophilin 3b. Lineage: Eukaryota; Metazoa; Chordata; Actinopteri; Salmoniformes; Salmonidae. Gene Ontology annotation, cellular component: junctional membrane complex; plasma membrane; endoplasmic reticulum membrane. Bases 1076 to 3484 code for a protein of 802 amino acids. Gene Ontology annotation, biological process: regulation of synaptic plasticity. The record is from RefSeq and is a predicted model, not a curated record. The transcript has 5 exons.